This is a messenger RNA of Serendipita indica DSM 11827, 486 nucleotides long. The record is from the annotation of a GenBank genome assembly. NCBI's taxonomy places the organism in Eukaryota, Fungi, Basidiomycota, Agaricomycetes, Sebacinales, Serendipitaceae.
AUGCUCCACUCCAUCUUUUUCCACCGUCUCUUUGGAGUCGUGAAACCGACCAAUAUCGACUUUCUGGGCAUCACAUUUCCAGCUGUACGCGAUGCAGAAACCGAGAAUCUCGUCGAACUGGCAGUCGAUCACGUUCUACGCGCGCUCAACGCUGCGCCUGCUCCGCCGACCAUUGGUUCACGAAGACAGGCUGAACUAGAAGUUAUAUUCACGGAGAAGAGAACCAAAAAGGCAAACUGGUUCAAUAGUGGGGGCGAGGAGGAAGUGCCAUGGGAGACGUGGACGAUCAAGGUCACUCUCGAAAAUCCACAAGAUCGUGAGAUGCUGUACGAGGAACUCUCCAUGGCGUUAUCAAAGUCUGUCAUGUACAUGAUUGACUAUACGGCUAGCGAACGUGGACGAGCAGCCGUUCCUCUCAUUAGCACCGCUACAGGCAUCUCACCGUUUCCUAUUCAUAUUCGUGCAAAUGGACAGCCGGUCACAUAG